AUGAAAACAAUUCCUUUCCUUGCGACGGUUCUUGCGACUUUAUGCAUAGUAAAUGCCCAAGCUCCCACACCGCCGACGCCAGCGUCACCCCCAGUUGCUGCUCCGAGUGCCACUUUAAAUUUCAAUGGAAAAACUUCAACAUAUCCACCCAUGGAUCAAGUACCAGAUGUUAAAGACCCUCAAGUUGUAGAAUGGUUAAAAAAUUUGGAUUUGAAUAAAGUUCCAAACCUUCCGGCUUCAAAUGGUGGCGUAGUCAACAAACUAGAAGCUAAUUGUAAAGCCCCAACUGUAAUUGAACCAAACCAAGGUUCUUGGACUUGUCAGAAAUUCACCGCGGAAGAUGAUAUUCAACAAUGCCCAAAGACCGGCACAUGGGGAUUGACAUAUGAUGAUGGACCAUCAGUAGCAACACCCAAAUUAUUAAAUAAAUUAAAAGAAUUAAAUCUCAAAGCUACAUUCUUCGUUAUAGGUAGUCGGGUUUCCCAAAACCCUCAAAUUCUCAAAGAUGCUUAUGAUGCUGGACAUAAUAUCGCUGUUCAUACAUGGUCUCAUCCAUCACUUAGUUCCCUUUCAAAUGAAUCCAUUGUUGCCGAAUUGUUAUGGACAAAGAAGAUUAUUAAAGAAAUUAUCGGUGUCACUCCAUUAUAUAUGCGUCCUCCGUAUGGUGAUACUGAUAAUCGUGUUCGUGCUCUUACCCGUGCUUGUGGUUUGAAAACUGUCCUUUGGGUACCUGAAUUCGAUAGCAACGACUGGACUCUCACAGCAACUCCUCCCAAACCAAUCAGCAGUGUCGUAGAUACCUUUGAAACAUGGAUGCAAAAAUUCCCUACAAUGAGCACUGGGUUCAUCGUUCUCGAACAUGAUCUUUACCCACAAACCGUUGAAGCCGCACUUCUCGUACUUGAUAGAGCUGCCAAGGUUCCAAAUUUAACUAUUAUGACUGUACCUCAAUGUGUCGGUGAUAACGCUCCUUACCUAGAAUUGGCGGGUAACAAUAGUACAAUAAAUUCUUCUUCAAAUAACAAGUCUAAUAAAGUAACCUCCAAAUCUUCCCCUGAAACGGCCAAGUCUAGUGGUUCUAAUUUCUCUCCAAAAAAAUAUUCAUAUCAACAAGGUUAUUUAGGCAUCGAACCAUCCAGAGUUUCAGGAGUAUUAAAAAUUAACUAUUCAUCCACAAACCCUUUAAUGGCAAAAGAGAUUGAAAUAGUAUUUUCUGGUAAAGAAGAAAUCACUUGGACGGAAUAUCAACCGAAUUCUCGUGGAUAUACGACAUCCGUUGUUCAUUCGGAACAAGAUGAAUUCGCUCGAGACGAAAAAUUAAUUUGGAGUGCAGAAAAAAAUCCAAAAGAUUUUAACGAAAAAGAUCAUUAUGAAAGUCUAACUCAAUUAGAAUUACCUUUUUCAUUUAAACUUGAGAAUAAUUUACCUUCUUCGAAUAUUCUUGAAUACGAUGAUGGAUUAGGAAGAAUUUAUUAUCGUAUCAUAGUUGUCAUUUAUCGUAAAUCUAAUAUUCUAAAAUUACAAGGAAAGAAAAAGGUUGUAAAGUUCGCAAUUCCAAUUACCAGAUAUGCUAAACUUCCUUAUAAACCCGAAAUUAUUGAAUGGAAUGAGUUUAGAAAAGAUAGUGUAAGUUACGACGUGAAAAUUGGUUGUACCAUUUUCGAUAAAGGUGAAACGAUAACCGUUCCUAUUAAGCUUAUACUUCAUAAUCCAAAUGCUAAAAUAAAGAAAGUUGGUGCUGGAAUAAAACAAUAUACAAGAUUAUGGAAUGCUGGUUCUUCAAUUAAAUCAGAAAACAAAUAUCUUGCAUUGAAUGAAGUUGAAGGGGAUAAAAUCAACUUGGCCGUUGAUUCGGGAAAUGAAUAUUACGUAGAAAUGGAAAUAACGAUCCCCAAUAAUGAUUCAACAAAAUAUUCUACGAGUCGAAGUCUUAUCACUAUUUGGCAUCAAAUUAAAGUAAAAAUUAGAUUUGUAGCUGAAGAAGACAUAUUGUUAGAAAGGAAAGUAAUGAUCGUUAAUUUUCUGAAAAAAUAA
Molecule: messenger RNA, 2034 nt
Organism: Funneliformis geosporum
Lineage: Eukaryota; Fungi; Glomeromycota; Glomeromycetes; Glomerales; Glomeraceae
Source: the annotation of a GenBank genome assembly